AUGGCAGCCAGAUUCUUCCGGGAUGCCUCAUGUCAAAUGGAAGAAUCUAGCAGAUGGCACCUUGUAUGGUCCGAUCCUGUACUGGUGCGGAGAAGAGAGGCUGUUUGUGUUUUCCCGCAGGAUGCUGACAAUACAAUAUGGGUACCUAAGCGGCUGGUGCGUGCUGUGGAUUUUCCUGUCCAGAAGCCUGAAGACAGGACAGAGCCAAGAGAUCAAGGAGAUACUGCGUUCAGCCCGGAGCCCACGCUUGAAGACAUUCGAUGUCUCCAUACAGAAUUUGCUGUUGAACGGGACUGGGAGCACUUCCACCAGCCUUGGAACCUGCUCCUAGCCUUGGUGGGAGAAGUGGGCAAGCUGGCAGAACUCUUCCAGUGGAAGUCUGAUGCAGAGCCUGGUCCUCAAGCCUGGCUGCCAAAGGAACGAGUAGCCCUUCAAGAGGAGCUCAGCAACGUCUUCAUCUACCUGGUGGCAUUAGCAGCCCGUUGUCGCGUGGAUUUACCUCGAGCAGUAAUUGCCAAAAUAGACACCAACCAACGACGCUACCCAGUCCAUCUCUCCCGAGGUUCUGCCUGCAAGUACACAGACUUGCCCCAUGGGGCCAUCCCCGAAAACCAGGCUGUGGGGGCUGCAGAACCUAACUCUGAGUUGCAAAGCCAGGCCUACAUCUAG
Molecule: messenger RNA, 669 nt
Organism: Chionomys nivalis (European snow vole)
Lineage: Eukaryota; Metazoa; Chordata; Mammalia; Rodentia; Cricetidae
Product: dCTP pyrophosphatase 1-like
Exons: 2
Coding region: 1-669 (222 amino acids)
Biological process (GO): nucleoside triphosphate catabolic process
Molecular function (GO): nucleic acid binding; nucleoside triphosphate diphosphatase activity
Source: RefSeq, a predicted model, not a curated record